This is a messenger RNA of Gossypium arboreum, 932 nucleotides long. Its product is annotated as thylakoid lumenal 15 kDa protein 1, chloroplastic. The coding region runs from base 86 to 781 and encodes 231 amino acids. Lineage: Eukaryota; Viridiplantae; Streptophyta; Magnoliopsida; Malvales; Malvaceae. The transcript has 8 exons. Gene Ontology annotation, cellular component: chloroplast thylakoid. The record is from RefSeq and is a predicted model, not a curated record.
UAAGCAUUAUCCAAAUCUGCCAUUACCAUUGUCUGAAAUCAGACAAUAACAGCAAACAGAAAAAAAGAAGAUCAUCCUCAAAGACAUGGCUAUGCUGUAUAAUUUCAACAAUGUUUCUUUAUAUUCCAAAAAAUUCUCUGUAAAAAACCCCUCAAAUUCCCCUCUUUGCUUCAUCAAACCCCACUCUUUAAACUAUCAUAAACCCAAGGUUUUUGAAGACAAACUUGAAAAGGGUUCUUUUUCAUUAAGUGAAACAUUUUCAAAAGCUGGCUUGCUUGCUCUUGUUUCAGCUUCCAUUUUAUUGGUAGAUCCUGCACUUGCUUUCAAGGGAGGAGGGCCUUAUGGAUCUGAAGUAACAAGGGGACAAGACUUAACCGGCAAAGAUUUUAGUGGCAAGACAUUGAUCAAACAAGAUUUCAAGACGUCCAUAUUACGACAAGCCAAUUUCAAAGGCGCAAAGUUGCUUGGUGCUAGCUUCUUUGAUGCCGAUUUAACAGGGGCCGACCUUUCCGAAGCUGAUCUUAGAGGUGUGGAUUUUUCUCUGGCAAACGUAACAAAGAUAUUCACUUCGUUUUCUUCCCUGCAGGCAAAUUUAAGCAAUGCUAUCUUGGAAGGCGCACUUGCAACAGGGAACACAUCCUUCAAAGGAUCAAAUAUAACCGGUGCUGAUUUCACAGAUGUACCAUUGCGAGAUGAUCAACGAGAAUAUCUUUGCAAAGUUGCAGACGGGGUGAAUCCAAUUACCGGAAACGCUACGCGGGACACAUUGCUUUGCAACUAGGUGAAAAUCCAAGAAUUGACACUGCGGCUCUUAUUAUUCAGAGGUUUGUAACUAUUUUGCUGUAAACGAUUGUCAUAUUCUUUUGUUGAAGAUGCAUACACUUUGAUUUGUACGACAAAGAAAGUUAAAUAAACUCUUUUUAUAGCCUGUA